UUCGCGGUAUUCAUGCCAUUCAUUCUACGAUCAUCGUUUCCCAUUCAUUCCAUUCAUUUCAGCAGUGCACGUUGGUGCGAGUGGAUGCGCGUCGUGUUUGCUCCGCGAGCUCCGUACACCAAGAAAUGGUUUUUGUUUUGUUUUCUUUCGGCAAGCAGUGAAAGUGUGCAAAGAAUUUUAUGUUUUGUUUAAAACAAAUAGCCAAUUCAAAUUUUUAGUGUUUAUAACGCCAAUCAAGCAAAACUGCGAUCACGCUUCAUCUAUACGCGAUCUGCGAACGCACACCGAAGUGCGUGCGACGGAAAGGCUCCAAAAUAAAAAAAAUCAAAAUACGAUACUCCUUUUCCGGUGAAGGCGCAGGGACACGGUGACGCCAACAACGUAUGGCCAUCCACCUCGUCUGGCGUUCUUGUUUAUGAGUUUUGUGCUGAGUUUUUCGCGUCUUCUCACUCCCUUCGAUCGGCAUAUCGGCACGUUUUCUCGUUUCCUUUUUUUUCGGCAAUCGAAAGAAUCUUUCUUCGGCGUUUAUCUUCUUGUAGUGUGGUUUGGUGUGUGAGUCAGACAAAAAAGUAGCUUCAAACCACUAAGUGCGUUCAGUACUGCGUGCCUUUCGGUCCCAAUUUGGGGGCCGGGCGACGCACCAUAUCGUCGCGAAAGCCGCGAAACGUGUGCUCGGGACGUGCGAUAACCCGUGAUACAGCAACAACAAAAAAGGGGUUGGUGAAUGAUGAGGGUGUACGGAGCGAUGUUCGAUAUGGAGAAAGGCCAACAUGGUUCUGCUCUUCGCAAUUCGUACCCUUUGACGACGGUGCAAAUGCGUGCGUAUUAAGUGAUCUUGCGCGCCGAGUUCUGUAUGUGUGAGCGAAAAUUAGCGCUCCAAAUUAGUGCCCAUUGUACCAAGAAGGGGUUUUCGCAAAAUUGCAAUGCAACCAGCUACCAUUAAAGUGCAAUGGUCGCCGUGAAUGUGGUGCGUUGUGCAAUAUAGCAAGCUAAAGUCUGCCAAAAAUUAUGCUCUUCCUGGUGGUGAGUCAGUGUACGAUCGCGAGUCAGUGUAAGACGACCGGAAGACGCAUCUGCUAGUCGCACUGAUAGUGGUAUUAACACAACCCCUUUCGGGAACGGGUGCAGUUGUUGUGGUUGAUUGUGUGGGAAAAGCGAGUCGAUUCCACCUCGCGCAAAAAAAACGUGAAAAGCCCAACGAAAGUGAUCAUUGGUAAACUUACAGACCAAUGGAAAAAAAGAUUGAUUCCUUACGGUGAGAAAGAAAGAUCAUGCGUAAAGUGCGAUAAUUUGCUCAUCCCGUGUUAGCGCUUGUGUGUUGAAAAUUAGCGCCCCGAAAACACCGGAAAAACGAAUCCCUUCCUCGUCCUCGUCGGGACCACGGGGUUUGUGGUGAAAGAAAACGGAAAAACAAAACUUCGAUCGAGGUUUAAUUGAAAGUGUAUGCCUGUGUGCGUGUAUAAGGGGAAACCGUGAUGAGCGAGAUUUGUUCCGAUCGUUCGCACUAUCUUCCAGUACACAAACAACACAUCCAACCAAGACGACCAAUUACAUCAUAUCAUCUUCCAGCGUAUGUGGUGGCUGUAAAGCAUAAAAUCUCUUCGGUUUUGUUUGCCCGAGAACAGUGUACUUCGCAGUGUAGGGCCCAGCGGCCCACUAUCAGCACUUUUCAGCUCCCGCCGAGCGGAAGACACAGCCCCCGGGUUCUGUAGCGCAUUGUUGUGAAAGUGUAUCACCGCCCGUACGGAGGGAAUAGGAAACCAAACGGAAAAGAUCAGAAACAGGAAAAGGCAGUACGGGAUCUUCAUUGCAGCGCUGUAUAGGGAAGGAAACCAUCAGGCCUUUCACCUCACGUUCUUCUCCAUCGAAAAACAUGGUGUGGCCAAUGCUACUGUUUAUGUUGAUCGGCUGCAGCUCGAUUAUGCUGCCCGGUGCUUCGGCGGAACAUCAUAACAUGUCACACACGAAAGACUGUACCCGUUUUCACGAACAAUGCGUUCGCUGCACCGAAACUGGCUGCAUCAAAUGUACGGAAGUCCUUCGCAUCGAUACCGGCGAAUGUUUGUCCGAAUGCCCGAGUGGUUACGGUGCACAAUGGUCUACUAGCAGCGAGUUUAUGGGCCUUGUUUGCCAUCCGGUGGGAAUGUCCGGUUCGUUCAUGGCCGCUAUCGUCGGGAUCAUCGCCGGUGCCAUUCUGUGCGUGGUGCUAAUCGUGGGUGUCAUGGCCGUACUGAGGCGUCGGCAAAAGCGCAAAAAGUAUCGCGAAUCGUUCAUCGAUGAAAACAUCGAUCGUCUUGAGUUCCUGCGACAGCUGGAAGAGCUACGGCCCCAGGCAGAAUAUUUCUUGCAAAUGCUGAAUGACACUAGGCGUCAGAUACGGAAACUGCAUCUGGCCGGUGACAGUGCUGGUGCUGCCACUUACCAUCCGGUCGUGCGCGAUCUGGCCAAGAUACUGAUUCUGCUCAACAAACCGAUCGAGCUGAUCAAUGCGCCACCCCACGACUGGCAACGUUUGUACGUGUGGGCCGAACGUGUGCUCGAUCGGUACAAGCCGGAAUUAGCACAGCUGAUCGAGUUCCUGCAGCAACCUUCUGCCUCCGAUCCGCGGUUAGGUUCAUCGGACCAUUCCACCUUCAAGUCGGCCUACCAUCAGCACGCGCCAGGAACAAACCUAUCGCCUAGCCUGAGCCAAAAGAACGAGCGCAAUCUACUGCAGCCGGAAUUAAUUCAGCUACAGAAGCAUCGAACGCUACCGACCAUGCAAACAACGCAUCAUUUCCUGGGUUCGCUGAUCAGUUUGCACGAGUUUGACGAACGAUCAUCGCACACGACUGACACCAGCUCCAACCAUCAUUCGACGACUGGGGUGGUUAGUGGGAGCGGCGGAGGUGGAGGUGGUGGUGGCAACAAUCCGUUUGAUGAUACGUUCGAUCACGUGCGUACGUAUCUGUCCACGUCCGGCAUGAACGACAGUUCGCUCUGGUUGCAGGAUGAGUUCUUUAAGCUGGGCUUUCGGCCACAAGAUGAAAUCACAACUGAACUAUGAUCAUCGUACAAGGCAGAGUCCAUACAACGACACCAUUCCAGUGCAAAUCGAGACAAGGAAGGAUACGGGAAGCAAUAUGUAUAUAAGCAAUAUAUAUCGUCAAAUAGCUGGUGCUAUCGAUCGUCGACAGGAUUACGAAACCGCAAACAAAACACGCACCCGGCAUUCGGCUUGCGUGCGCACUAGUCAGUUACGAGCGGUGCUUGAUCACGAGAGCUUCGUUCGACGGUAACGAAGUCAGGAUUAGAGCCAGAUCGGACAAUUAAUGGCGCAUGGGAGAGUAGUGUUUAAUCAAAAUUAGUUAGGAUUUGUAAGCGAUAUGUGCGAACAAUAUGUACUAACUAACGGGAAUGAAAUCGUGGAUACCAUGAUAAGAAUUAGUUUGCAGAAUUACAAUCAUCGCAUUUAAUGAUUGAACAAACGAACUAUUUAUGUGUCUGUUUUCUUUAAAAAAAAGAGCAUAGAAAAAUCACAGAAUACAUACAUAAAAUAGACGAUACCAAUGGCUUUGAUGAAUAAGAAAGAUUGAAUUAUUUAGCAAUAGUGUCUAGGUUUGGUAUUGUAUACGGCUUCCAAAACAAAUGUAUUUACUAAUUUAUCUGGGACCGAAUGCUGCGCUGCGUUAGUUUGUCCAUCUUGCACAAAUUAUGACUUGAAAACGGAAAUGAAAUACGUUUACAAUUACCCAUACGAAGGGGGUCCGAUGAAGCUAUUAUAAUAUUACGAACGAGAAAUAAAAACUUGUACGACAAAGUAAAUCGUUGAAACAAUAA
This is a messenger RNA of Anopheles funestus (African malaria mosquito), 3819 nucleotides long. RefSeq lists its product as uncharacterized. The transcript has 2 exons. Bases 1874 to 3046 code for a protein of 390 amino acids. The record is from RefSeq and is a predicted model, not a curated record. NCBI's taxonomy places the organism in Eukaryota, Metazoa, Arthropoda, Insecta, Diptera, Culicidae.